Molecule: messenger RNA, 2116 nt
Organism: Strongylocentrotus purpuratus (purple sea urchin)
Lineage: Eukaryota; Metazoa; Echinodermata; Echinoidea; Camarodonta; Strongylocentrotidae
Product: calmodulin-beta
Exons: 6
Coding region: 120-569 (149 amino acids)
Molecular function (GO): enzyme regulator activity; calcium ion binding
Source: RefSeq, a predicted model, not a curated record
UAUACUCGGAUUUGUGUAUGCGACCGGCCAUUCAACUGCUGUAUCCUGUGCAAGAUAAGUAGAAGCUCUCUCUUACAGGUCCUCAUUUUGCACUAUCCAGUUACCUCUUAGACGAGAAAAUGGCUGAUCAACUCACUGAGGAGCAAAUUGCAGAAUUCAAGGAGGCUUUCUCCCUUUUUGACAAGGACGGUGAUGGCACCAUCACAACUAAGGAGUUGGGUACUGUGAUGAGAUCACUUGGUCAGAACCCUACUGAGGCUGAGCUUCAAGACAUGAUCAAUGAAGUGGAUGCUGAUGGAAAUGGAACGAUAGAUUUCCCAGAAUUCCUCACAAUGAUGGCAAGGAAAAUGAAGGAAACGGACAGCGAAGAGGAAAUCAGGGAGGCAUUCCGGGUAUUUGACAAGGAUGGCAAUGGCUUCAUCAGUGCUGCAGAACUGCGCCACGUGAUGACAAAUCUUGGAGAAAAGCUGACAGACGAAGAGGUCGAUGAAAUGAUCAGGGAAGCAGAUAUUGAUGGUGAUGGUCAAGUCAAUUAUGAAGAAUUUGUAGCCAUGAUGACUUCAAAGUGAAAACAGUACACAAGAUCUUUCAUUAUUCACGUGCGUGCCACCUCCUACUUCAACAUUGUCACCCGAUCAACCAAUUCCUCUUCUCUUCACUUCGACCGACCCUGCUCCCUUUUCUACAAUGCAUGUAGCAUGGCAGUUCAUUUAUGUCAAGUGUAUAUGCUUUGAAGCAGCGCAUUCCAUGCCAACAACCUCCCAGCUUUUCCUACUGGCAUUCAUCAACCUGCUACUUGUCACGCUUAUACCAUGGGAAUGUUCCUGGAUGCUGUGUAAUGUGUAUCCCGCACUCCACCGUGCGUCACAGACCACCCUUUUAGAUGCUUUCCCUUGUGCCUUGUAGCAAUCCAAACAAACCAUUCAAACAAUGCGCGCGCAUCAUGUACAGUUGGAAUGGCAGCAAUAUUAAUGUUUAGUUUUUGUAAUUAUACUCUCCUGUAUAUAGAGGGCUCUAUGAUUAUGUAGGGAGGUAUAGUGAUUUCCUCUUUCCUUUUAAUUAUUUCAUGAUAUUGUUUUGAAAAUUGAAAUUAACAGGGUUUUGUUUUUUUGUUAAUUUUGUUCUUGUUUUAUUUUCCGGUUCUUGCUCUUGCAAUUGCAAUAACCAUGUUUUCCUGCAAUUUGUGUUGUUUUCGCAAAAGAGAAUGUGAGUUGCUAAGAGCAGAGAUUUUUGCAUUCCAUGAUUUCAUAUUUUCUAUGUUUUCCAUAAUUUUUGCGAUCUUUCAAACCUGUUUACUGCAUAAACCUUGAAUUGGAGAAAAAAUGAAAUAUAUAUGUUGCAAGCUUUUUGGUGGGCCUUCUGCAGAAAGUUUCAAGUAUGCAAAGUAGCGUGACCAUGUGGUUGUUCAUGUAGAUAAACCUCUGUGUCGUUGAGAAGAGAAGAUGUUCACUUCUAGUAAAGUCUCUAAACGAAGUGAUUUUAUAUUAUUAAAUGUGCCAUUAUGACAUAAAAUGCAUGAAUUAUGCAAAGGAGCUGAUAAAACAAAAGCAAGAAUCUUGAUGAAUCCAUUGUUCAAUGGCAGCAAUUGAUUUCCAGGAAAAAAAAAGUUGAACACAAACUGACAGGUUUUUAAUUCUCUAUGGGUUUUGUACUUAUUACUUCUUUGAUGUUUUCUGUUUCUGCUAUAUUUUUUUUCCAAGACUUCCUGAACAGUCUUUCCUUAAUUACAAUUGCUUAUAACAUAUUAAGUAUAUACGUAAACAUUACUGAUAGCGUGUACCUGGACAUACAUACAUAUUAUACAGUAGUUGUACAUAUAUAAUAGUAACUGUAAGUGAAUUCAAAAGUCGUACAAAUUGGGCUCGGCUCACAACUCACAUUUAUAUCUAGAUACAAAAACUUGUACUCUGUUCUAUUCAAUAGAUGAAGAUACAAUCAUUAGCCAACUUUUAUCAAAAAAAUGUUCAUAUGCAUGAUUAUUAAUUAUGUGGGGAGUAAUCUGUAGUUCUGCAGUUUUGUUACCAAUUUUCAAAUAUAACAAAUGUAUUAUUAUACAGGAACAUGUAUAAUUAGAAGCAGCUCAACAAUACUAAUCAUAUACUAUUGACAUGUUAAA